Molecule: messenger RNA, 3089 nt
Organism: Camellia sinensis
Lineage: Eukaryota; Viridiplantae; Streptophyta; Magnoliopsida; Ericales; Theaceae
Product: V-type proton ATPase subunit a1
Biological process (GO): proton transmembrane transport; vacuolar acidification
Cellular component (GO): vacuolar proton-transporting V-type ATPase complex; vacuolar proton-transporting V-type ATPase, V0 domain
Molecular function (GO): ATPase binding; proton-transporting ATPase activity, rotational mechanism
Source: RefSeq, a predicted model, not a curated record
CUAUUCCAAUGGCAGUUGCCCAUGGAAAACUGAAAGCGAGCCAUUGAAAAAACUAAAGCGAUACACACAUAGAGAGAGAGAGAGAGCAACCCACACAUAUACACAUUUGAGAGAGAGAACGACUCUCUGUUUGUAUCAUCAUCAGAUCUGGAGAUCUAGGCAGUCCUUCCCUCCCUCCGUCCAAUUCCAUUAUUGGAAGAAAGCACAGAGCAGUGUUUGGUUGAUGGAAAAUGGAAUACAUAGACAACUUGCCUCCCAUGGAUCUGAUGCGCUCCGAGAAGAUGGUUUUCAUUCAGCUCAUCAUGCCUUUCGAGUCCGCUCAACGUGCCAUCUCUUACCUCGGCGAACUCGGCCUUCUUCAAUUUUCUGACUUAAAUGCUGAUAAAAGCCCAUUCCAACGAACAUUUGUUAAUCAGGUAAAAAGAUGUGCAGAGAUGUCAAGAAAGUUACGUUUUUUCAAAGAUCAAAUACAGAAAGCUGGUUUAAUGUCUUCCGUUCAUCCUGUUUUGCAACCGGAUGUGGAGUUGGAGGAAUUAGAGUUACAACUCGCUGAGCGUGAACUUGAGUUAAUUGAAAUGAAUAAUAACAGUGAGAAGUUACAGCAAACAUACAAUGAGCUUCUGGAGUUCAAGAUGGUUCUGCAGAAGGCAAGUGAUUUCCUUGUUUCAAGUAAGAGUCAUGCAAUUGCAGAGGAAAGAGAGUUAGAUGAUCAUGUGUACUCGAAUGAUGUCUAUGCAGAUACAGCAUCUUUACUUGAACAGGAGAUGCAACCUGGGCCAUCAAAUCAAUCUGGUUUAAGAUUUAUUAGUGGCAUUAUCAUUAAAUCCAAAGCUCUUAGGUUUGAGCGGAUGUUGUUUCGUGCUACAAGAGGCAACAUGCUUUUCAAUCAGGCACCAACUGAUGAACAAAUCUUCGAUCCUGUAUCAACUGAAAUGGUUGAGAAAAUUGUUUUUGUAGUGUUCUUCUCGGGGGAGCAAGCAAAGACAAAAAUUUUGAAAAUUUGUGAAGCAUUUGGUGCAAAUUGCUAUUCUGUACCCGAAGAUAUAAUGAAACAGAGGCAACUAACUCAAGAAGUUUUGUCACGUCUCUCUGAAUUGGAAGCCACCUUGGAUGCUGGAACCCAUCACCGAAAUAAGGCUCUUACUUCCAUUGGAUUUCAGCUAACAAAAUGGAUGAACAUGGUCAGAAGGGAGAAAGCUGUGUAUGAUACACUGAACAUGCUGAAUUUUGAUGUUACAAAAAAAUGUCUUGUUGGGGAGGGCUGGUGUCCAAUAAUUGCCAAAACUCAGAUUCAUGAAGCACUGCAACGGGCUACAAUUGAUAGCAAUUCACAAGUGGGUAUAAUAUUUCACACAAUGGAUGCUGUGGAACCACCUCCAACAUACUUCAGAACCAACCACUUUACAAAUGCAUUUCAGGAAAUUGUUGAUGCAUAUGGUGUUGCUAGAUACCAGGAAGCAAAUCCAGCUGUUUAUACUGUUAUUACAUUUCCGUUUCUUUUCGCUGUGAUGUUUGGGGACUGGGGUCAUGGAAUAUGCUUGUUGUUGGGAGCCUUAGUCCUUUUAGCUCAUGAAAGUAAGCUUGGUUCACAGAAACUUGGCAGCUUUAUGGAGAUGCUAUUUGGUGGCCGUUAUGUGCUCCUUUUGAUGUCGCUGUUUUCAAUUUAUUGUGGGUUAAUUUACAACGAGUUCUUUUCUGUUCCUUAUCACAUAUUUGGGGGGUCUGCUUACAAAUGCCGAGAUACUACAUGCAGUGAUGCACAAACUGUUGGUUUAAUCAAAUUCCGAGAUCCAUAUCCAUUUGGUGUCGAUCCCAGCUGGCGUGGAAGUCGUACAGAACUUCCUUUCUUGAACUCUCUUAAAAUGAAGAUGUCUAUUUUGUUGGGUGUGUUCCAGAUGAACUUAGGAAUCAUAAUAAGUUACUUCAAUGCUCGUUUCUUUAGCAACUCAGUGGAUAUUUGGUAUCAGUUCGUGCCGCAGAUGAUCUUUCUAAACAGCCUUUUUGGGUAUUUAUCACUUCUCAUUAUCAUCAAGUGGUGCACCGGUUCUCAAGCUGACCUUUAUCAUGUGAUGAUUUACAUGUUUUUAAGUCCCUUUGAGGAUCUUGGUGAGAAUCAGUUGUUUUGGGGCCAGAGAGUACUUCAGGUCAUAUUGUUGCUUUCAGCAGUUGUUGCGGUUCCAUGGAUGCUUUUUCCAAAACCUUUUAUUUUGAAGAAACUUCACUCUGAGAGAUUUCAAGGGCGUACAUACGGGAUGCUUGGAACCUCUGAGAUGAUGGAUCUGGAUGCGGAACCUGAUUCUGCAAGGCAGCAUCAUGAGGAAUUUAAUUUUAGUGAGGUCUUUGUACAUCAAAUGAUACAUUCUAUUGAGUUUGUUCUAGGUGCUGUUUCCAAUACUGCAUCAUACCUUCGGCUUUGGGCUUUGAGCCUGGCCCAUUCUGAAUUAUCAACAGUUUUCUAUGAGAAAGUCCUCCUCCUUGCCUGGGGGUAUGAUAACAUCAUAAUCCGGUUGGUGGGGCUAACGGUUUUUGCCUUUGCAACAGCCUUCAUACUGCUAAUGAUGGAGACCCUCAGUGCUUUCCUUCAUGCCUUGCGUCUCCACUGGGUCGAAUUCCAGAACAAGUUUUAUCAUGGAGAUGGUUAUAAGUUCAAACCUUUUUCCUUUGCUUUAUUACCUGACGACGACGACUAGAGUUCAUUUCUACUUCAAUUCUCUCAUUUUUAUUCUUUGGCAAUGAAGAAAGUGCAAUGAAAAAGAGCAAGGAACUUUCCACAACACCACCAAAUCCAAGGGUUUAAUGGAGAACAUUCCUACAAACCCAACUUUGGCUGCAGGCAGGCAGGCAGGCAGGGAAGAAUUCUUAGCUUUUAACAGCAUGCGGCUCGAUUAGCUUAGAAAUGUAAAAUCUUAUCUUAGCUCAGAUUCUUCGGAUUUUGUGGGUAUACAAGGAUUCUACUUAGAUCACCAAAUUGUAAUUUUCCUUCCCCUAAGUCUAGAUACAAAACGAACAGAUUAAAUGAUUUUGAUCAUAUACACCAGAUGAUGGGGUCUAUCAUUUAAGAUUAAAGAGACUCUUUCACUCAUAUUGAA